This is a messenger RNA of Parnassius apollo (apollo), 915 nucleotides long. NCBI's taxonomy places the organism in Eukaryota, Metazoa, Arthropoda, Insecta, Lepidoptera, Papilionidae. The record is from the annotation of a GenBank genome assembly.
AUGUCAGUAACUAUAGAAAAGAUUACGGAACCUUUACUGUUGGGAGAAGGUCCACAUUGGGAUGACCGCAAACAGGCUCUAUACUUUGUCAGCAUUAAACAAAAGACCAUACAUAAGUAUGUGCCAGCCAGUGGAACUCACACCAAGACUCAAUUAGAUGGUCGUGUAGGUUUCAUAAUUCCAGUAGAUGGUACAACUGACCAGUUUGUAGUGGGAGUGGAGCGCAAAUUUUUAAUUAUUCAGUGGGAUGGUGAGGAAGGGAGCAAGGUUCAAGUUCUUAAGGAAUUAGCGGAAGUAGAUCAAGAGAUCCCAACAACAAGAAUCAAUGAUGGGAAAGCGGAUCCUAAAGGCAGACUAUUUGCAGGUACCAUGGGACAUGAAGAGUCUCCAGGCAACUUCCAGAAAGAAAAAGGCUCUCUCUACCGAAUAGAUAGGAGAGGAGUGGUAAAGAUGUGUGAAAGUGUAAGCAUCUCAAACGGUUUGGCAUGGGAUCUUAAAGAAAAAGCAUUCUAUUAUACAGAUUCUUUGGAGUAUAAAAUAAGGCGAUAUGAUUAUGAUGUGGACACUGGAGAUAUUUCUAACAAAUCAUAUAUAUUUGACCUCAAGAAAAACAAUAUAACUGGUAUUCCUGACGGUAUGACCAUCGACACGGAUGGUAAUCUAUGGGUGGCGAUUUUCGAUGGAGGUUGCGUUCUGAAAAUUGAUCCCAAGUUGGGAACUAUAUCACAGAAAAUUCAAAUACCUGCUAAGCAAAUCACCUCUGUCACAUUUGGGGGAUGCAAUUUAGAUGUCCUGUUUGUAACAACUGGUAGCAUGCCUAUAAAAGAAGAGCAGGAACCGCCUUGCGGGGCCACCUUUAUGGUGACAGGGUUGGGUGUGAAGGGCCAUCCAAAUGUAAAUUUUAAACUGCCUUAA